UCGAAAUCUUCUGUGGAAGUAACAAGAAGUAUUUACGAGAAAACAAUUUUUUGUUAUUUUAAAAAUAGGUAUCCUUUGUUAAUAGUUAUCAACAAGUUAUCGGUGUGUGAUCCUUAAAAAUUUCUAGAAAUUAAAGCAAGUAAAGGACCAAACUAGGAUUUAUUCUUGAGACUUAUAUUACGUGAUUACUACUUUCGCGUGCCAAUAAAAAGGUCACAAAAAAUGUGCGACAUGUAUGAUCCUAGUAACAUCAAACCAGAUUACUACAUCGAUCAUUACAUCGAAGGACCAAUUGCCUACACCGAGGACCACGUUCCAGUAAAGAGACUGCGGUUUUUCAAAGUUUGUCCUCAGAUGGCGGAGAACACUUUAAAGGCGUUCUUUGAGAGGUUCGGCAACAUUUUGGAGUGGCGUCUAGCCAAGGAUCCGAAGAACAUGUGUGAACAUUGUUUAGGUAGCGGUGUCAUAUAUUCCAGCGUCGAGGAGGCAGAAAAAUCCUUGCUUAACUAUAUUGUUAGUUUAGAGGGUAGGGAUCUGAAGAAUACGUUGCAACAUAAAUGUCUAAGUGGCGAGGUAUUGUAUGCCAACGCCGAGGAUGCAGCCAGUGUCUUGUUAUGCUAUCCUCAUUGUGAAGAGGGAAAGUAUUUCAAGGUAGAACCAAGCUAUACCUGGAAGCAGCCGGAUGUUUAUGGAACACCUACCGCGCAACAAUCACAGUCAACGCCCAUUUUGAGUCUACCCGAUGACUGCUUGGUUCAUAUUCUGCAGUUCUUGGACCUUGGUGAUAAGAUACGCUUUGCCAGGACCUGCCAGCGCUUCAGAGCGGCCUACAAGAUCGCCGCUACUGGGUCGUGCAAGACCAUAGAUACUGAUCAGUUUGCCCAUAUGACCCUGUGGGACAUUUAUGACUUCUUCCACCUGACUGGUGAUAAAGUACAGGACAUAAGCUGUAUAUUGAGUUUAAAAACGAGGUUUAACGACGAAGUGCUUGCUAUGGUUGCUGGCUACUGCCGAAAUCUGGUUUCCCUUUCCUUGCACGCAAAAGCAAUAAAAAAGGACAUCAUGCUUAAAAUGCCCACUUCCAUCGAGAAGUUGGAUUUCACCUAUUGCGAAGAGUUUGAUGACUUGGCCACAAUUUUAAAGCACUUUUCCAAACUGAAGGAGCUUACCUGUGAAGUGACAGAUCUCCAAGAAGUCUGGUUAGAUGUUGUUAGGGCAAACUGCUGCCCUUCCCUGGAAGUGCUCAAUAUAACAACCGACUGCGACGCGGACUGCCAGAUCUUGGCUCAGCUUCCCAAACUGAAGAGCGUCACAAUAAAGUCUAUGUUUUACGAUAAAGACCCCAGUGAGAAGUUUAUCCAUCAGCUGGUGGAACACAAGGCAGAGCAACUAGAACGAUUUGAAGAUAAUAGUGACUGUACGCUGCCCAGAAGGCAGCUUUCUCUUAUUGCCAAGUUAUCAGGACUUCGCGCGCUAAUUCUGCCCUUCGUGGUGGGCAUGGAAGAAAUCGUAACAGAGUUUGAAGAUCUCAAAAACUUGGAGGAACUCACCUUUUAUUGCAGCAAGAUGAGCCAUGCCGCCAUCCUCGAUCUCUUCAUCGCAUGCCCUAAGUUAAGCCGUUUGACUGCUUAUGGCGUGGCCAAGCCAGAACGCGAGCUAAUGCUAAAUAUCGUCACCCGAGUGCGCCUGGAACAGGCCAACAAAGAGAUGCACCGGAAACUACCCAUUGAACUGGGCCUCAAUAGGGAUCUCAAAAAAAUUGAUAUUGCCUUUACAGAAUCAAAUAACAGUUCCCCAAGACAUUAUGAUUUAUUCUUGAGACUUAUAUUACGUGAUUACUACUUUCGCGUGCCAAUAAAAAGGUCACAAAAAAUGUGCGACAUGUAUGAUCCUAGUAACAUCAGACCAGAUUACUACAUCGAUCAUUACAUCGAAGGACCAAUUGCCUACACCGAGGACCACGUUCCAGUAAAGAGAUUGCGAUUUUUUAAAGUUUGUCCUCAGAUGGCGGCGGAGAACACUUUAAAGGCUUUCUUUGAGAGGUUCGGCAACAUUUUGGAGUGGCGUCUAGCCAAGGAUCCGAAGAACAUGUGUGAACAUUGCUUAGGUAGUUUAGAGGGUAGGGAUCUGAAGAAUACGUUGCAACAUGAAUGUCUAAGUGGCGAGGUAUUGUAUGCCAACGCCGAGGAUGCUGCCAGUGUCUUGUUAUGCUAUCCUCAUUGUGAAGAGGGAAAGUAUUUCAAGGUAGAACCCAGCUAUACCUGGAAGCAGCCGGAUGUUUAUGGAACACCUACCGCGCAACAAUCACAGUCGGCGCCCAUUUUGAGUCUACCCGAUGACUGCUUGGUUCAUAUUCUGCAGUUCUUGGACCUUGGUGAUAAGAUACGAUUUGCCAGGACCUGCCAGCGCUUCACAGCGGCCUACAAGAUCGCGGUUACUGGGUGGUGCAAGACCAUAGAUACUGAUCAGUUUGGUCAUAUGACCCUGUGGGACAUUUAUGACUUCUUCCAACUGACUGGUGAUAAAGUACAGGACAUAAGCUGUACAUUGAUUGCAAAAACGAUGUUUAACGAUGAAGUGCUUGCUAUGGUUGUCGGCUACUGCCGAAAUCUGGUUUCCCUUUCAUUGCACGUAAAAGCAAUAACAAAGGACAUCAUGCUUAAAAUGCCCACUUCCAUCGUGAAGUUGGAUUUCACCUAUUGCAAAGAGUUUGAUGACUUGGCCACAAUUUUAAAGCACUUUUCCAAACUGAAGGAGCUUUCCUGUAAAGUGUCAGAUCUCCAAGAAAAAGCCUGGUUAGAUAUUGUCAGGGAAAACUACUGCCCUUCCCUGGAAGUACUCAAUGUAACAACUGGCACGGGCUGCCAGAUCUUGGCUCAGCUUCCCAAACUGAAGAGCGUCAGAAUAGACCCUCAAUUUUACGCUGAAGACCCCAGUCAUAAGCUAAUCCAACAGCUGGUGGAGCACAAGGCAGAGCAACUAGAACGAUUUGAAGAUACAGGAGACUGUAAGAUGCCCAGAAGGAAGCUUUCUCUAAUUGCCAAGUUAUCAGAACUUCGCACGCUAAUUCUGCCCUUCCAGGAGGGCAUGACAAAAGACAUCGUAAAAGAGUUUGAAGAUCUCAAAAACUUGGAGGAACUCACCUUUUAUUGCAGCAAGAUGAGCCAUGCCGACAUCCUCGCUCUCUUGAUCGCAUGCCCUAAGUUAAGCCGUUUGACUGCUUAUGGCUUGGUCAAGCCAGAACGAGAGCUAAUUUUGAAAAUCGUCGCCCGAGUGCGCCUGGAGCAGGCCAACAAAGAGAUGCACCGGAAACUACCCAUUGAACUGGGCCUCAAUAGGGAUCUCAAAAAAAUUGAGGGAUUGAUUGUUAAGAAUCAAGUUACUGUGCCCGAGGAAACUAUUAAAAUAAUCAGCAACGACGAAUUUUAUGAUCUUGACAACGAUUCGAGCACGCAAAAACUCCUUUUAUUUUUUAAUGGCCGGAUAAAAAUGAAUUAUGCCAAUAUUUUAGCUCAAUAUUCAAGAAAAUAAAUGAAUUAUGAGUACAAAAAA
This is a messenger RNA of Drosophila kikkawai, 3552 nucleotides long. NCBI's taxonomy places the organism in Eukaryota, Metazoa, Arthropoda, Insecta, Diptera, Drosophilidae. The record is from RefSeq and is a predicted model, not a curated record.